This is a messenger RNA of Cyclocybe aegerita, 1416 nucleotides long. The record is from the annotation of a GenBank genome assembly. NCBI's taxonomy places the organism in Eukaryota, Fungi, Basidiomycota, Agaricomycetes, Agaricales, Hemipholiotaceae.
AUGCUUAGGAGAGCAUCUUCAGUGCCAUCUUGGCCACCGGCGUCAAUCCGGGAGGGUGAGACGGAGGAAGAACGGAAGGCGCGGACACGAGAGGAGGCAGAGGCGAAGCGCGUCAGCGACGCUAUAGAUCGACAAAUUGAAACAGAUCGUCAGCAGAAGAAGUUGUCUGGGGCCAAAAUCCUCCUCCUAGGCCAAGCAGAGUCAGGCAAGUCGACUGUGCUGAAGAAUUUCCAACUGCACUUCGCCCCGAAAGCCUUCGAGAUUGAGGCAGAAGUUUGGCGCCCAGUCAUCCACCUAAAUCUUGUUCGGUCGGUAAACUUCGUUGUAAACUAUAUCUCGACACGGAACCAAGGGAUCCGCGACGCGCUGUUGGGCCACGAACGGCGAGCUUCCAACUCCGGCCCACUCACCGCCGACCUGCGCAAACUCUGCAUUCGACUAGCCCCCUUACGCCAGGUCGAAGAGAACCUAAUCAAAAUCCUCUCGGGGCGCCUGCCCCCGCGGUCGUUGGACGACCCUAUUGGACUCGUCAAUCAGGCGUACAACCCAGCGAAGGCGCCUGAAGUUUCGAUCCCUUCGGGUUCUGGGUGGAAACAGGCUCUGUCGCUGAAGCGCCGAUCCGAGGAGUCGCAAAAAACCCGUAGCUCGGCCGAGAGGUCAGAAGAUGGGCAGAGUCGACGGAUAUUGGCGGCGCUAGGAGACGACAUCGCUGCCCUAUGGAGGGACCCGGUCGUGCAACAGACCCUCAAAGCGGCGGAGAUAGCGCUGGAUGAGCAACCAGGAUUUUUCCUAGACCAGGUGCAACGGAUUACAAGCGAAGAUUACAAGCCUCGCCCUGAGGAUGUUUUAAAAGCUCGCGUCACGACUAUUGGACCCGAAGAACAUCAGAUCAUCGCAGAGAAUGGACCAGACAAUGCUCGUCGUUGGACGAUAUACGACGUUGGUGGCAGCAAAGGUCAACGAGCGACGUGGGCCCAGUUUUUCGAUGACGUCAACAUAAUCAUAUUCCUAGCCCCUAUGUCGGGUUUCAACCAGGUGCUUGCCGAAGACGAAAGUGUAAACCGACUGACUGACUCCAUACGUCUCUGGCAAAUGAUAUGUAGCAACAAAAUCCUCUCGAACAUAGAAUUUGUGUUAUUCCUUAACAAACUCGACAUCCUGGAUUCGAAACUCAAGUCGGGCAUCCAGUUCUCAUCAUUCGUAACAUCAUACGUCAACAAACCUAACGAGACUAAACCCGUUGCGAAGUAUUUGCUCGACGUUUUCGUGUCCAUGCAUCAGCAGUAUUCACCCAAGCGGCGAAAGCUGCAUCCUCACCUAACAUGCGCGGUGGACACGAAGGCGACCGCUUCUGUAAUUCAUCGAAUACAAGACCUGAUCCUCGUCAAGCUUCUCUCCCAAACAAAUAUCCUGUAA